This is a messenger RNA of Poecile atricapillus (Black-capped chickadee), 1604 nucleotides long. It is a transcript of the gene SMARCB1, whose product is annotated as SWI/SNF related, matrix associated, actin dependent regulator of chromatin, subfamily b, member 1. Gene Ontology annotation, molecular function: transcription coregulator activity. The record is from RefSeq and is a predicted model, not a curated record. Gene Ontology annotation, biological process: regulation of transcription by RNA polymerase II; chromatin remodeling. The transcript is spliced from 10 exons. Lineage: Eukaryota; Metazoa; Chordata; Aves; Passeriformes; Paridae. Gene Ontology annotation, cellular component: nuclear chromosome; nucleus. Bases 107 to 1267 code for a protein of 386 amino acids.
CCGCAUGCGCGCCGCGGGCCCGCACUAGGCCGCGGUUCCCGUUGUCGCCGCCGCCGCCGGGCCGCGCUCCGCUCCCCGGGCGCCGCCGCCGCCGCCCGCCGCCGCGAUGAUGAUGAUGGCGCUGAGCAAGACCUUCGGGCAGAAGCCCGUCAAGUUCCAGCUGGAGGAGGACGGCGAGUUCUACAUGAUCGGCUCCGAGGUGGGAAAUUACUUGCGCAUGUUUCGGGGUUCCCUGUACAAGAGGUACCCCUCGCUCUGGAGGCGCCUGGCCACGGUGGAAGAAAGGAAGAAGAUUGUGGCCUCUUCACAUGAAAAUCAGCGGUCUCACAGUCCCCGAAGAUAUCAUGGCUAUACAACAUUAGCCACUAGUGUGACGCUGCUGAAGGCCUCUGAAGUGGAAGAGAUCUUGGAUGGAAAUGAUGAGAAGUACAAGGCAGUGUCUAUCAGCACAGAACCUCCAACCUACCUCAGAGAACAGAAAGCAAAGAGGAACAACCAGUGGGUGCCAACCCUGCCCAACAGCUCUCAUCACCUGGAUGCAGUGCCGUGCUCAACAACCAUCAACAGGAACCGCAUGGGCAGGGAUAAGAAGAGAACAUUCCCUCUGUGCUUUGAUGACCAUGACCCAGCAGUGAUCCAUGAGAAUGCAUCCCAGCCAGAGGUUCUGGUUCCAAUCAGGCUUGAUAUGGAAAUUGAUGGGCAGAAACUCCGCGAUGCAUUUACGUGGAACAUGAAUGAAAAGCUGAUGACCCCUGAAAUGUUCUCCGAGAUUCUUUGUGAUGACCUGGAUUUGAAUCCUCUGACCUUUGUCCCUGCUAUUGCAUCUGCCAUCCGGCAGCAGAUCGAGUCGUACCCGACUGACAGCAUCCUGGAAGAUCAGUCAGACCAACGAGUUAUUAUCAAGCUGAACAUCCAUGUAGGAAACAUCUCCCUGGUAGACCAGUUUGAGUGGGAUAUGUCAGAGAAGGAGAACUCACCAGAGAAGUUUGCCUUGAAGCUGUGCUCAGAGCUUGGCCUGGGUGGGGAGUUUGUCACUACCAUUGCGUACAGCAUCCGGGGACAGCUGAGCUGGCACCAGAAGACCUAUGCCUUCAGCGAGAACCCUUUGCCGACUGUGGAGAUCGCAAUUCGCAACACGGGGGACGCUGACCAGUGGUGCCCUCUCCUGGAAACCCUCACAGACGCUGAGAUGGAGAAGAAGAUCAGAGACCAGGACAGAAACACAAGGCGCAUGAGACGUUUGGCCAAUACUGCUCCAGCCUGGUAACCUUCCUGUUGUGACACUGGUGCUCUCCCUACAGACUUUAUCCCUAUUCCUCUCCCCAAAUGGUUCUAGAAUUGGCAGGGGUCUUUCUGUCUCUGAAGGGGACACACAUUCCACUUGCCACGAGUUCCCAGUACUGCUGACUUCUGCCCCCACCCCCUCCAGCCCAAUGCCACGUACCAAGAGCGCUGUGUGGGCAGCGUGACCCAGCUGACACCUGUGGCAGGUGUUGGAGCCCUUAUAUACCUUAUAAUGUGUGGACAGUGUAAAGAUUCUUUUGUAUAGGUGCAAUGUGCACUAUUAGGACAACUUUUUAAAUAAAAGGAAUGCAUACAACGUA